This is a messenger RNA of Rhinichthys klamathensis goyatoka, 2368 nucleotides long. RefSeq names its product origin recognition complex, subunit 3 (gene orc3). Gene Ontology annotation, cellular component: DNA replication preinitiation complex; nuclear pre-replicative complex; nuclear origin of replication recognition complex. Gene Ontology annotation, molecular function: DNA replication origin binding. Lineage: Eukaryota; Metazoa; Chordata; Actinopteri; Cypriniformes; Leuciscidae. The coding region runs from base 138 to 2270 and encodes 710 amino acids. Gene Ontology annotation, biological process: DNA replication; DNA replication initiation. The record is from RefSeq and is a predicted model, not a curated record. The transcript has 20 exons.
UUGGUGGCAGUAAAACGCCUAACGAUGGUUUAGCGAAUGUAGAAUUAAACAAAGAAGAGGAAAAGCGGCAGAAUCAACAACGCGUGGUGUGCUUGUGUUUUUGAAGUUUGUCCACCUCUCAAUUUUGAAGAACAGAAAUGAGCGAAACUCCUGUAACGUUCACUUCAUCAGUGUCAAAGGGAUGUUUUGUUUUUAAGUCAACCUCUAAAAAGAGAAAGAGACAUGUUGGUGGAUAUUUGGUGGAUGGUAGUGACGAUAACGGAAGCGAUCGCUUUAGGAUCUGUCAGAAAUUAUGGGAAACGGUUCAAAUGAACACAGAGGUAAUACAAGAUCAGUUGAAUAAACAUGUGCUUGACAGUCUAGUCGAGUUUAUUAAAAAGCAUGACCUCGCCAACUCAUCUGAUGUCUGGAGACAGAGAACCAGUGAAAUCCCCACAGCCGCUCUAAUGCUGGGGGUAAAUGUGCCGGAUCAUGCCAUGACAUUUCGAAGUCUGUGUAAUCUCCUUCAGGAUUCUGUCACCCCGUUUGUGGUGUCUGUUCAUGCCAAAGAAUGUGCAGCUGUGAAGCUCUUGAUUCAGAAGCUUCUAGAGCAGCUGAUGGGAAAAGGAGUGUCUGUGGAUGAAGAACAGGAGGUUGAAACUGCUUUACUGCAAAGGACACAGUGUACUAUUAGUGCUCUGUGUCAGUGGUACAAGACUGUUACCAAGAAAUGCCCGCAAGUUUCUCCGCAAAGGAAAGAAAACUUGAAAAAUAAUGACUUGCCUCGGAGUUUGCCUGUUGUUGUGAUCUUCAAAGACUUUGAGGCAUUCAACUCUCAAGUUUUACAGGAUUUUAUCCUUAUCUGCAGUCGAUACACCCAGGAGCUUCCAUUCAUCUUUAUUUUUGGCAUUGCCACAUCUCCCAGUGCUAUCCAGCACAGGCUUCCCCACUCGGUGUCAUCUCUGCUCUGUAUUGAGGUCUUUCAGUCUCUCUCAUGUACUCAGCAUUUAGCCUCUGUUUUUGACAAGCUGAUUCUGAACUCCCAGUUUCCAUUCAAGCUCAGCAGUCGGGUGAUUCAGGUGCUGGUGGGCAUCUUCCUCUACCAUGACUUCUCGGUUCAAAAUUUUGUUAAGGGCCUACAGUUCUCUAUGUUAGAACACUUUAAUGGCCAGCCUCUCAGUGUGCUUUGCUGUCAGAAGAAAGAGGCUUUGCUUUGUGCCAAGACAUUGAGCCAAAAAAAUGUGGAAAGAAUCCGUCAUCUACCCUCAUUCAUGAGGUAUGUGGAGACUCAAGAGCCCCAGGAGCAGGUGCUGCUCCUUACCAGUGAUGAACAUGUCAAGGAUGUAUGUCAAAAAUUACUGAAAAACCUCCAUAAAUACCACAAAAAUUACUAUCCAAUUCUUCAAUGUCUGCACUCUUUGACAUCAUUACUGCCCAAGUUUCCUCUCGGAAAGCAUAUUCGAGAACUCCAUGUAUCCUGCAUUGAGAAGAAUCUGUGGGAGACGGAGGAAUAUGACUCAGCCAUGCAGCUUCUGAGGAUUCUUGCAAAAGAUGAGCUUGUUGCAGCUUUAGAGAAGUGUGCUGAAAUUCUUAAAUCUGCCAAAACCAAAAGAAUGCAGAAUGUCCUGCAACAAGUGGAAGAUUUUAUUGGCAGAUUAGAAGCGCUGGAGGGUGUCACUUCAGAAGAUUGCACUGGGGAUGGUGUCGUCUUGGAGAAGAACAGAAGAACAGAUCUCUUUCAGCUUCAAAAGACGCUGCUCGGGAAAGAGUCCCGAAGGACAAAGAGAAUGAAUCCAUAUGAAGUGCUUCGAAGCCAGGUGAUCGAGUUUAUCGACAGCCUUGUGCGAGAAUACCUGACUCCAGCAGAACUCCAGCCACUCAGUGAAGUGUGCUACUACAGUUCCUCAGGGGUCCUGCGCCAGCGACUCAAUGUCACCCCUCGCACAUCCAUUCAGACGGCUCUCAGUCAUCCUUUCCACUACCUGCAGAAUGAAAGCCUGAAAACGAAUGCUGGCACAAUCUCCAGUGCUGCUCCAGACCUCUGCAUCGUGUACAAGCUUCAUCUCGAGUGUGGAAGACUCAUAAAUCUAUAUGACUGGCUUGAGGCAUUUGUAACUGUGAUGUCAGCUGCUGAGGACCAAGAUGCUGAUUCGGAGGAGAAUGGCAAAUUUGACAGCCUUAAGCAUGCUCGUUUCAUUCAGGCUGUUUCUGAGAUGGAAUUUCUUGGCUUUGUUAAAUCAACAAAACAGAAAACUGAUCAUGUGGCCAGACUGACUUGGGGUGGAUGUUAAAGAAACAAUUUACAAAGCACCGUUUCCUGAACACAAGAGAUAGGCCUGACAUUCAGAAAAUAAUGUGUAUGCUUUUUGCACUACAACUGUAUUACAUG